This is a messenger RNA of Thermothelomyces thermophilus ATCC 42464, 2493 nucleotides long. RefSeq lists its product as uncharacterized. Gene Ontology annotation, cellular component: late endosome; early endosome; fungal-type vacuole membrane. Gene Ontology annotation, molecular function: sodium:proton antiporter activity. The transcript has 4 exons. NCBI's taxonomy places the organism in Eukaryota, Fungi, Ascomycota, Sordariomycetes, Sordariales, Chaetomiaceae. Bases 199 to 2292 code for a protein of 697 amino acids. The record is from RefSeq and is a predicted model, not a curated record. Gene Ontology annotation, biological process: proton transmembrane transport; vacuolar acidification; sodium ion transport.
CGAAAACGACCCCAUGCACCGUGUCGAGUGCACGUUUACGUUAUUGAUUCCAUACCACAUCCCAACCCCGGGCUCGCUAGCGUACAACCUCCAGAGAUUGUCGUGACAACCGCGAGCCGUUUUACACAUUUCGAAACUCGGGCUGCCGCUCAGUCGCGUGAGCGACAGGCCCAGGGCCGCCAAUUCUCGUUCCCCGCCAUGCUCGGGCAAACCAUCGCCAGCGCCCUCAUGGGCCUUGCCAAGAGGGAAGAAGAAGACCCGGCCGGGGAGGACGCCCCGAAGCAGGAGAACAAUGCGUCGUGGGCCAUCUUCAUACUGCUCAUGCUGCUCAUUGUGGCAUUCUGUACGAGCUACACCAUGCAGCAGCGCAAGAUCACGGCCAUCCACGAGACCGUCAUCUCCAUCUUUGGCGGCAUGACGGUGGGCCUGAUCCUCCGUGUCUCGGGCUUCGACUCGAUCCGUGACCUCGUCAACUUCAAUUACCAGUACUUCUUCAACCUCCUCCUGCCGCCCAUCAUCCUCUCGUCCGGCUACGAGCUCCACCAGGCCAACUUCUUCCGCAACAUCGGCACCAUCCUGACCUUCGCCUUUGCCGGAACCUUCAUCUCGGCCGUCGGUAUCGGCGUGCUCCUGUGGCUCUACACGGCCAUCUCCCUCGAGGGCCUCGAUGUUUCCUUCAUCGACGCAAUCUCGGUCGGCGCCACCCUGUCGGCCACCGAUCCCGUCACCAUCCUGGCCAUCUUCAACACCUUCAAGGUCGACCCCAAGCUCUACACCAUCAUCUUUGGCGAAUCGAUCCUCAACGAUGCCGUCGCCAUUGUCAUCUUCGAGUCGGCCCAGAGUGCGGCCACCAAGGGCGGAGGCAUUGGCAUCUGGAGCGCCCUCCACGGCAUCUGGUACUUCUUGUCCGAGUUCUUUGGCAGCUUGUCCAUCGGCGCCCUUGUGGGUGUCCUGACCGCCCUGGGGCUGAAGUACACCUACGUUAGACGGUACCCCAACAUCGAGAGCUCGCUGGUGGUGCUGAUCGCAUAUGCAACCUAUUUUUUUGCCCAGGCCAUCGGAAUGUCCGGCAUCGUCGCCCUCCUCUUCUGCGGCAUCACGCUCAAGCACUACGCAUACUUCAACAUGUCGCGCCGCACGCAGCUCACCACCAAGUACUUUUUCCAAGUUACCGCCCAACUCUCCGAAAACUUCAUCUUCAUCUACCUCGGCCUGGCCCUCUUUACCGAGAAGAACCUCGUCUACCAGCCCCUCCUGAUCAUCGUGACGGUCCUUGCCGUCUGCGCCGCUCGGUGGCUGGCCGUCUUCCCCCUCUCCAGGGCCAUCAACUGGUUCAUCCGCUACCGCGCCCGCCGCCAGGGUCGCGAGGUCGCCGACGAGCUGCCGUACAGCUACCAAGCGAUGCUCUUCUGGGCCGGCCUGCGCGGCGCCGUCGGCGUCGCCCUCUCGGCCCUCUUCACCGCCAAGGAGACGCAGGCCCUGCAGGCCACGGUGCUGGUCGUCGUCGUGCUGACCGUCAUCAUCUUUGGCGGCACCACGGCCCGCAUGCUCGAGAUCCUGGGCAUCCGCACGGGCGUGACGGAGGACGUCGAUUCGGACGACGAGUUCGACAUCGAGGCCAUCGGCGGCGGCCUGUACAAGCGCUCGGACGACUCGGCCAUCGGGUACAACGCGCGCUCUCGCAACCGCGGGUCGACCGUGCCGCUGAGCACAGUCCACGCCGACACGGGCAGGAACGGGCGCGCGGGCGGCAGCAGCGCGAGCGGCGACAGGGGCGCCGGCGGGUGGGCGUCCGGGCACAGGUCGCCCAACACGGCGCCGGUCGCGCGUCAGGCCGGCAGCAGCCGCAGCCGCAACAAGGGCCAGAAGGGCAACGGCGACGACUACGAGAGGUCCGAGCUGCUGGGCACGCCCUCGUCGGGCCGCGACACCGACUCGGAAUUCGGGAGCGACAUCGACAUCUCGGACCUGCCCCCGCCCGCGCCCGCGCCCGCGCCGAGGGCCCGGUCUCCGAUGCUCGCGCCUCCGGGCGGAGCUCAUCACGAGGGCGGACCCGGAAGCAACAGCAGCAGCAACAGCAGUAGUAGUAGUAGUAGCACCCGGCAGAGCGGCCCGGGCGAGGGGGGGAGUAGUCAGCAGCAGACGCCACUCACGGCGACGGCCGCGAUCCGGCAGCUGUUCCGUACCGAGGACCCGACGGCGCUGCUCAGGCAGCUGGAUGAGGACUUUAUCAAGCCGCAUUUGCUGCUGGAUGGAGCAGCGGGAAGGGGCGGAGGGAAUGGGUCUCAUUGAGAGCGGGCUUGGUUCUUGGUUUUUUUUUUUUUUUUUUUCAGGUCUGUGUUUUUGUACCGUACUCGUGUAGAUGACCAUUACUUUUUUAUAUCUUGCUCUUCUUCCCCCCCUUUUUUUUGCCCUUUGCCCUUUUCUUUGGUCUUAUUUGGGUUCAGGUAGUCCUCUACUGUCCUGCACUAUACUUGCAUACACGGGCUGCCA